Molecule: messenger RNA, 471 nt
Organism: Funneliformis geosporum
Lineage: Eukaryota; Fungi; Glomeromycota; Glomeromycetes; Glomerales; Glomeraceae
Source: the annotation of a GenBank genome assembly
AUGAGUAAAAAAAAGGACCCAAUUAAUUUGUCAAACAAGGAUUUCCUUAAAUAUAUGGAAGGAAUAGAAGAGCGAGCGAAAAAGAUGCAUCAAAUUAUAAUAGAAUCCAAUUCCUCUACAACUCCUCUUCCUCGUUCACAAAGAAUGCAACCUUAUUCUCGUAAUCGUGUAUUUUCUUCGAAACCACAAUCACGACUGAAACCUGUCGAAUUCGAACUUGGAAAAAACUUAACUCCAAAACGCAAGCAUUCUUUUCAAUCUUCGUCACCACUCACACCAGAUACACCUGAUCAACUUACUUUGGGGUCACCAUUACAACGGUCAUCCGCGCAAGUUGCCAAUCAACUGUCUAGACAAGAUUCCAAUUUUCAGCAAUCCACUUCUCACAAUUCACCAGUUCCCGUUACACCAGACGAUAUUGACCAAUUUGCACAAGACGAAUUAGAAAUAAUUCGUCUUUUUCGUUAUUAA